This is a messenger RNA of Moneuplotes crassus, 2165 nucleotides long. Lineage: Eukaryota; Ciliophora; Spirotrichea; Euplotida; Euplotidae. The record is from the annotation of a GenBank genome assembly.
AUUAUAUUUAAAUUUAGUGCCAUAAAAAUGUCCCAUAAUCUCCAUAUCAGACCCUCAUCCAGGACAAAAUUCAACAAAGAGAAUAUAAAUUCCAACAUUUACGGAGGAAAUUUUAAAUUAAAAAGAACACGAGUUCGUAAAAAUCUCGACCACAAGACAUUCGAUAAUCGCUCAAAACCCACAAUCAACCUCAAUCUGACUAAAGAUGAGCUAUCACGACAGAGUCAUGCUCACAAGCACGAUUACUCCUUCGGUUCACCCAUUGAUUUUGAUAACAAAGAGAACAAGUUCACUCCAAAUCAAACUUUGGUCCAUAAAAAGCUCAAAAAUCCCAAAUUUCCCUCAGAAUCCACUCAAAAUAACAAAAGUUUCUACAGAAGGCCUGACAUAAGUCCGAGGAGCAGCUCCAAAUCUCUCUCAGAGCUGCUCUCUGGGAACGCCAGUUCCCAGAGAGGCUGCUCACGGAAACUCUAGGCUUCCGUCAGAGAAGCAAUAGAAACGUAGCUAUAAAGAAGAUUGCCAGCAAAAUCUCAGAGAAAAUCAAGCUUGUGCAAUAUCAUAACUUUAAGGUCUUGAAGGAUUUCCCAGGCUUCAUCAGAGAAAGCUCUGAUGACUCCAUUGUUAACCUUGAAGGCAGCUCGAGAAGUUAUAAGCGAAACACUAUUAUUGACUCCUGGGAUCAGAAUAGGAAGAAGAGAAUCGUUGAUCGAAAUAAAGUCAAUUCUGGAUAUACCAAGGAAAUUGGCUUCCCUUCGGGAAGCCAGACUGCCAGAUUGACCAGAGAACCGGAAAUUUUCCAACAACGUUUUAUGGACGAAUAUCUUGAUGCCAAACAUAAUAUUGAAAUUAAGCAGAAAAAUACUAAAAGGAAGACACAGAAAGAAAAUUUAGCUAAAACUUCAAGAGUUAGUGUAGCGGAUACCUCUCCUGAAGUUGUCAGCAGAAGGAAAGCAAUUAAUAGCAAAAUGAAAUAUCUCAAAGAGGACAGAAAAUCUUAUGUUAAUGUAGUUGAGUUAAAACUUGACUACAACAAGAGGCUACAAGAAGUACCAAGAAUAACUCCUGAACCAGAUCAAGGAUUUCACCCCUCUGCCUCAAUGAACACCCCUGUCUUAUGGGAUAAGUAUAAGCCAAAUACUUCCAGAAAUCAUGUUGACAAGUUUGCAGGCACUUUCGACCAAUCCUUGGUAAAUUCAAUAAGAGAGGAUGAACAAAUCGAAAAGAUGUCCAAAAAGGUUGUAAACCUCAAAAAGAUGAUAAUGGCAACUGAAAUAAAGCUUAAAGCUGCCUGUAUUAAAUCAAACCAGAAUUUAUGAAGGAGUAAAUCUACCGAACCGGUCAUCAACACUGUCUAUAAAGCAGAACGGGAUAAGUUCCGCAUUUCAGAAAAGAUCAAGAAAGGAUUUACCAAGCUUGAAAAAGCCAUUGAUACAGUUCAUAUAAGAUCUUUCAUGCUGGAGCUUUCGAGGUGGGUGAACAAGAGCUUAAACAAGUUCAGUAAGAACAUCCCUCAAACUUGCGGAAAGGAUCCAGGCAAUCAGAGAUAUCAGCAGAGGUCAAAAUCUAGCCUUGAUGAUAAGAAAUCGUUUGAAUCCCUUGAAAAAGAGAUUAAACAAGCCUUUAAAAGAGAAAAAUCUGGAAGGAAGAGUUGUAACAGAUGUGGUAAAUCAAAGAAGAAGUCGACUAAUUUAGAACAAAAGCACAACGAACAAGUUAAUAUUGUCAAAAUUGCUCGACCUGAGCCUUCGAAGAGCUUCAAAAGUGGAAAAUGCCAUCAUAAAAAUCCUUCUGUAUCAACAAGACCCCACAGUACUCAACUCGCAAAGAAUAUGGUUUCUCCAAGGAACCUCCAAAACAAGCAGGAGACCAUUAAUCAGGUGUGCCUUGGUCUUGUUUUCAAGUAUAAAUAUUUCCUUGAAAAAGGGUUCAUAUGUUUGAAAGAAAACAGGGAUAUUAAGAAUCAAGAAAGAGCAGCUACCUUAAUCCCCUUAUGCCAAAAAUACAAGCUUUGUAGACUUAGAGGCGCCUUUCGUCAGUGGAAAUGAGAGCGAACAGAGAGCCUCCUUGAGAAAUGUCUCGCCUUAAAGCAGUUAGAUGUUAUGAUAAAGAACAAGCUGAAAGCAAUUGCUUUCACUAAGCUUAGUUUAUAAUCAAUAUUUUAUUCA